Molecule: messenger RNA, 3145 nt
Organism: Aphanomyces invadans
Lineage: Eukaryota; Oomycota; Saprolegniomycetes; Saprolegniales; Verrucalvaceae
Exons: 6
Coding region: 59-3115 (1018 amino acids)
Biological process (GO): phosphatidylinositol metabolic process
Molecular function (GO): 1-phosphatidylinositol-3-phosphate 5-kinase activity
Source: RefSeq, a predicted model, not a curated record
CGCAGUCGGGUGUAAUUCCGCCGACGGGAGGAACGAACGUCCGCGUCGUCGCCGUCGCAUGAGUAGUUGCGCUCAUGCGAUCCCUGUCGAGCCUCCAAAGGCAUACGUUGACUUCCACGUAGAUGGAUCGGCGUUGCCUGUGGUGGAGGAAGAAGUGUUCGAGAUGCAAUCACUUCAUCCAUACAAGAUGCGUUGGAGGGAGUCGUCACGGCCUUGGUGCAAUCGGUGUGGCGGCGACCCAUCGUCUCCAUUCUUUUCGCUUCCUGUUCCUUUUGAUCCGGCAUCGACAUGCAAAGACAACGACUGCGGCAUGAAACGUGGAUGGAAGUGGCAGUCGCGUUGGACCAUCGACAAGUCGUACACGCCGUGCGAUGCCGAAGGAUGGACGUACGGUAUGAGCAUCACCGCCAUGAACACUCACUUAGCCGACGGCACUCACCGCAUCAAGCCGAGGCCGUAUGAUAUCCUUCGCCGACGAAGGUGGGUGCGACGACGUGCUCGGGUCCCGAUCGUUCUACCUGGAUCAACCUCCGAUGAGACCGACGAUGACGUACGCUUCUACCGCGUUCUUCGCUUGGACUCGGCUCUGUCGCAAAUUAUGCAUGUUCGAUCGACACCACUGCACCAAAUGUACAACCUAAAGUUCCACUCGGACGAAAUCGCCAUGGAAGGAUGGCUCGGCAAGUACGGAUCGUUCACACACAAUUGGAAACUGCGGUACUUUUUACUGCGGCGGGACACCAACACCCUCGUAUACCUCCAGGACACGUCGUCGCUACUCCAGCUUGGCCAGGUCCCUAUCACCACACACACAGCCGUCGAGAUCGUGCCGUCACCAUGUGCAGGCUCGAAUUCGAACCGCCACCAGUUUGCGUUUGAGCUCGUCAAUGGCGCGCGGCGAUGGCGCCUCAACGCUCCCACGGAUGCGAUCAAGAUGCAUUGGGUGAAUGCCAUCCACGACAUUAUGUUCCAGCGCCAACCACCGUACUCGCUGGAGUGUGCCUCGAUGUGCCGGACACGGCCCGACUACCACUCGGCAUGUGUACUCCCACACCUGGCCGCCCUCGAAUCGACCUUUGAAGACGCGUCGGCGAUGGUCCUGACUGUUUUUGACGAUCUGUUGAACCAACCAGCGGACGUGACCAACUUGGCGACGACCGCGACGGUCCAGUCCUUGCUAAAUCAAACGUCGCCGGUCGCCCCAUCCGCCGAACUCGUGGCGUUUCGAGAACAAGUGGCUGCGUCGUUGUCGCAGUUGCAUAAAGAUAUCGUGGCGCCCUUGAAGGCGAACCCGACGAAAUUGACGUUGCUCGGCGUGAACCGCGCGAAGGAGGACUUGUACAUCGGGUGCACCGCCCUCGUGGACUCGAUCAAAUCGUUCCAACGGCCUAGCUCCAAUUCAGUUGUGAAGCGCCGGUCUGGCGAAGCCACGAGGCGGCUGUCCAUCCCCGAAGCAUGGCUUUUAGACACGCCGCCGUCGGCCGGGUCGAUAACAGUGCCCGCCCCGCCAGAAAACCUUGUCGACAUCAAGCCACCCCCCCCGCUUCCCAUCACUAAAUCAUCGUCGGUCGCGAAACCCAACCCCGGAGACAUGCCUUCCACGACAAGGAAGUCUAACGCCGCCUCGCAUCCUGCCAAAGACGUGCCGGUCCGACAGCCUUGCGGCCGCGCGAACGCGAAAGCAUUGCUGCGUCGAGUAUUUCAUCGCGCUGAACAUCUUGACCGCGGCGUUGGUGGGCUUGUUGUGUGGGCCGACGAGCACGACAUUGGGUCCCUCAUUGCGUACUCGCUCGUGUCACCAAUGUACGUCGAUCUGCUCCAGCAAACUUGCGGCGCCAUUUCCGUGCUCCACGAGCACGAAGGCAAGAUGACGUUGCGGACACCUCAAAUCUACCGCGAGAUCAAAAACCCGUCGUGCCACCAUUUCAAAUGCCACGUCGUUCUGGACAAAACCUCUGCGACCAUCGCCCACACCAACACGUUGUCGACGUCGUCCGACCAAACCGAGGCCAACGCGUCGACGCAAGACAGAGCGCCGGAUGGACUCCCGACAAUCAGCGGCGGCGACGGUGGCGAUGGUGGCAGUAGUGGAGCAACCACCGUCACGGUGUACUUUGCCACGCAAUUUCACUGUCUCCGGCAAGUGAUCGAACCAGGGAACCUCGGCUUCUUGAAUGCCAUCGCCAAGAGUGCGCCAUGGGAGACUUCUGGCGGCAAAUCUGGCGCGUUCUUUUCCUUGUCGCACGACCAGCAGUUUGUCCUCAAGGGCGUCGCAGCGACGGAAUUCAACAUGUUUGUCCACUUUGCGCCCACGUACUUCAAGUACAUUGCCGAGGUGGCAGAGAAGAAGGCGUCGUCGUGCCUGGCCAAGAUCGUCGGCGCAUUCAAGAUCAAGCUGCACGGCCACACCAAGCCCAUGUUUGUGUUUGUGAUGGAAUGCUCCAUUUUUGGCUUUCCGUUUACGCAACUGUACGACCUCAAGGGCGUGCGGCGGAACCGAAGCGUCGAGAAGGACCGACCUGUCGUGUACAAGAAGGUCCUUCCCGACGAAAACUUUGUCGACCGGGUGCCCGUGCACGUUCGACCGCACGACUUGCGACGGUUCCUCGACGCGCUCACCAAGGACGUGUCCAUGCUCAGCAGCAACGGCGUCAUCGACUACUCGCUGUUGUUGGCGUUCGAUGACACAACCCUGUCCAUCCGUGCCGCGCUGAUCGAUUAUGUCCACCAGUUUGACUUUAUCAAGCGCGUCGAGUCCGGCGCCAAGAAGAUGUAUCAGUCGCCGACCGUGCUGCCGCCCAUUCCGUACAAGGACCGGUUCCUCGAAGCGAUGAGUUUGAAUUUUAACAGCCGCCACGUGCUGGACGACGCGCUGCACCACUCCACGAGCAGCUUCGACAUGCACGACGAUGACAUCAACGAUCACGGCAAAAUCACGGUCAAGGUCAAGCGAUCCCGGUCCGACAUUGCCGUGCGAAACAACGACCAAGCGUCGCAGACCGAACAAGGCGACAACCACCGCACAGCUGCCACCGACGCCAGCCGUCCGCGAUCCGUGAGCGACACAAGUCACUCGGCAGCAAACCCCAUCGCUCUUGUGUCAAUCGUCGAAUAGUAAAGCUCGUUACUUUUGUGACGUAUCGGA